AUGACCACGGUUCGAACCAUCUCAUCUAUUACCGCUUCACAGUCAUGGAAAUUGCAUCAGAUGGAUGUGAAGAAUGCUUUUCUUCAUGGUGAUCUUCAUGAAGAGAUCUACAUGAAGCUUCCAUUUGAUUAUAUUAUCAUUACUGGCACUGAAUGUGGUCUAAUUACUAAGUUUCAGAAGAUGUUACAUGCAACUUUCCAUAUGAAAUAUCUUGGCCAACUCACAUACUUCUUAGGACUGGAGGUUCAUCAUCGGGCUAAUGGUAUUUUCUUGAACCAACAUAAGUAUAUUCAAGAUCUUAUCACAUUGGUUGGUUUAGAGGACAUUUCUUCUGUUGAUACACCUAUGGAGGUAAAUGUCAAAUACAAGAAAGAUGAAGGGGAUAUUCUAGAUGAUCCUACUCUCUAUCGGCGCUUGGUUGGAAGUCUUAUCUACUUAACCACUACUCGACUGGACAUCUCCUAUGCCGUUCAUCAGGUCAGCAUGUCUUCUCCUCGGCACCUUCAUCUUGCUGCAGUUCGCCGCAUUAUCCGCUAUCUUCGAGGGUCGCCUACUCGUGGAUUAUUCUUUUCCACAAACUCAUCUCUUCAACUUAUUGCCUACAGUGAUGCUGAUUGGGUUGGGUGUUUAGAUACGCAUCAAUCUACUAAGAGUUUGUGUAUGUUUUUGGGUGAUGCCUUAAUUUUUUGGAAAUGUAAGAAACAAUAUCGUGUUUCUAAAUCUUCUACUGAGGUUGAGUAUCGUGCCAUGUCUAUUGUUUAUUCUAAAAUUGUAUGGUUACAUGGUCUUCUAGACCCCGAUAAUGCAAGAAAGGUAAAAAAAAUUAAAAAGUAUGAACCUUGCUCUGAUGCCAUGUCAAAACACUCAGAAACCAAGAAUACCAAGAGAACGUUUUUUGGAAAAACUGGCUCUUUGUGUUCGGCCCCUUUCAUUAUCAACGUAAUCCCAAUCUAUACAAGGAAGUAG
Molecule: messenger RNA, 966 nt
Organism: Juglans microcarpa x Juglans regia
Lineage: Eukaryota; Viridiplantae; Streptophyta; Magnoliopsida; Fagales; Juglandaceae
Exons: 2
Coding region: 1-966 (321 amino acids)
Source: RefSeq, a predicted model, not a curated record